Callorhinchus milii (elephant shark) is the source of this 3307-nucleotide messenger RNA. RefSeq names its product G protein-coupled receptor 156 (gene gpr156). Gene Ontology annotation, cellular component: membrane; G protein-coupled receptor heterodimeric complex. Lineage: Eukaryota; Metazoa; Chordata; Chondrichthyes; Chimaeriformes; Callorhinchidae. Gene Ontology annotation, biological process: G protein-coupled receptor signaling pathway; gamma-aminobutyric acid signaling pathway. The record is from RefSeq and is a predicted model, not a curated record. Gene Ontology annotation, molecular function: G protein-coupled GABA receptor activity.
GGGUGAUGGCUCUGAACUGCAGUGCUCGGUGCAGUUCACAAGACUGCACCCUCGACCCGGCUGUGAGCAAAGAAGAGGGCCAGCGACUUCUGCAGAGGUUGUGCACUAUCCGAAUAGAGGUGCUGUCUGAAGACCCCCAUAUCUCCCCCGUGUUAUUUGGAGUGAUGUGCACCUUAUUGUUGUGUGGGAUUCUGCUCUCGGUCUUCUUCCUUGCUUUCACCAUUAAAUUCAAGAGCAACAGAAUUGUGAAAAUGUCCAGCCCGAACCUGAAUGUCGUAACAUUACUCGGAAGUGUCUUCACUUACGUCAGUGGAUACAUGUUUGGGAUUGAAGAAGGGAAAACAGCUGCAGCAGGAACGUCCAUGGAGCUGAUCUUCCAAGUCCGCAUUUGGAUACUGUGUAUAGGAACCUCGCUGGUAUUUGGGCCUAUAUUAGGGAAGACAUGGCGUCUGUACAAAGUUUUCACCCAGCGGGUCCCAGAGAAGAGAGUGAUUAUCAAAGACAUUCAGUUGCUGGGGCUGGUGGCUGGAGUCAUAGGUUUAGAUAUCCUGGUUCUUGUCACUUGGGGCAUUGCUGACCCACUGCAGUGCAGGCAAUCCUUAAAUGCAGGAAUGAAGGCGAUUGAAAAAGACGUUUCCUACUCCAUCACAGCGAUGAAAUGUUGCAUGUCCCACUACACUGAGAUCUGGAUCAUUCUUAUCUCUGUGAUGAAGGGAAGUCUUCUGUUGUAUGGCACGUAUCUGGCGGGAUUGACCAGCAAUGUUAGUUCACCCCCCGUCAACCAAUCCAUCACCAUCAUGGUGGGAGUUUACCUGAUCAUUUUCACCGCUGCCGUGAUCCUUCCCAUCAACAGAUUCUUGAACUCUUGGCCCAACGUUGUGUAUGGACUCACCUCUGGGGGAAUCUUCAUAUGUACCUCGACCAUCAACUGUCUCAUCUUCAUUCCACAGAUCAAGCAGUGGAAGCAGUUUGAGGAAGAGCUGAGCCACACUCCGAAUCAAAUGGCUAAAUACUUCAACAGCCCGAGCAAGAGCUAUCACUCCAUGUACAGUGAUGAACAGAUCUAUUACUUGCUCGGGGAAAACAACUCUAUGAAGCGUCUACUCACUGAGAAAAAUGCAGUAAUUGAAAGCCUGCAGGAGCAGGUUAGUGAUGUGAAGGAUAAACUGCUGCGGCUGAUGGAACCAGAGUGCGCUGAAGAUCUUACAGGUCCCAGUGCUGCCACAGGCUCUAGCACAGCUCCCCGACUCUCGACCGACAGUGAGGCUGAAUGUCGCAGCUCAGGGGACGAACAUUGUCCAAAGGACUUCUCUCCGUCAGAUGAAGGGGACAGUUUACUUCAGGCUCUUCCAGCGGGAGAUUUGCGGCUCUCGCUGUCCCAAGGUAACUCACCACUGAAUUUCAGAGGCCGAGAUCCUCAGGUGGUGAUAGGUGGCUUCAUUCGCAGGGAUCCUCCGGACCACUUGAGGCAGUUGGGAGAUUCUGGGAACCCUCCCGACCAUUCCCUGAAGUCGUGUGACACUCCAGAAAUCACCUCAGAAAUUCAGACUGGUGUCGUGGGCGAGAGGCUGAACGGGGCCAUUGAUCAAACUGCAAGAGAGGUCCUCGUCGCUGUUUCUGAGCGACGGACAUCGACCAGGGCGAGGGUUGGGGUGGAUCAAAGCUCAGCAUCUGCUGAGGACACGUUCAGAGCGAACAAAAGCAGCUAUGUGAGCAGCGAGAAGCUUCAAGAGAUCCUGCACGCAUUGAGCGCUCGCUCCGUCCACUCGGUGCGCUCGCCGCCCAGGCCCAGGAGAAUCCCGUCAAGCUUUGAACUCCAGCAGCCUGCCCGCAUGAUGGCGGCGGGGGGACACAAACAUUACGGCUACGGACGCUGCAUCUCUCCCCACAUGAUGAGGCGAAGGAGGCCACUGUUCUACCCCCUGAGGGGCGGACCCCCUCCCUGUCGCUUCCCAGAUCCCUCACCGCGAGCUGACAGGAGACUGGCCGGGAAAGAUCUCAGGGGAUGUGUGGGAGGUUCCCACACCACCGGUGCUGACCAAGGUCACAGCAAAACGGAGAUGGGUGAGGACUGGUCCACCGGUCUCUCAAUUGCUUUGACCUCAAUGAAGGAAGCACAGCUGCCGUCCAACAGCUGCCAUCCCACGUGGCUCAGAGGAGAGGGACCACAGAAUGGCUACGCUUACAAUCCUGAGGCAGAAGGAAAGUGCACUGUUGCGCCCUAUUCGGGCCUGCACUCGAAGGUCACGCAUUGGUUUUCUGAAGGAACUGGGUUAGGUGGAACUUUGGACGCGCACCAGUAUGACAGCUCCGAUUCGGAGUCGAGCAGCUCAGACGAAACCUUCUGCUACUAUCACAGGCCGCACUGUGAGGCCUGUUGUGAGGGCCUGUACGACUCCAGCGGUAGCAGCAGCUCAGAGACCUCAGACAGCGAGCGUUACAAUCCAGCGUUCAACUGGUCACAAAGCCAUCGUCAUCAUCCAGCCGUUAACUUCAAAGAGGAUCUCAAGCCCACCUUUGUAUAAUUCAUUCAGGGGACCUGGGGUACUUCCAGAUGCUCCCUGAGUUUGUUUUGCGUAUGUUGUUUGAACUCCUUUAAUGGAAUUUGUUCAUUUGUUCAUUUGACGGAUUGCACAUUGAAUCGAGUGUAGAGAUUUAGACGUGGGUGACAAUGCAAACCUUUCCUUUACUGAAGGGAAGUAGAACAGGUACCUCUAAAAUGAAGGAGUCACUUUCAGUGGGGACAUGACCGAAAGGAUCUGAAAAUAGCAUUAUUCCAUCAAAAUAACACACUGCAAAAACCCCACUGCAGGCCAUGUGCAAAUAUAUCCCUGGGUUCAGGACCAUUCAGCAUCCUCACUCCCCUGCCCCAUGCACCUAACAAUUGAAGCAGACACAGAGCAUUGUUGUGGGCUUGAAAAUGAAUUAGCAUGUUACGGUAAUCACAUUUCUGUGUCCAGUUUCCGAGACCCCUACCAGCUGCCUGUGAAGACCAAGGACACCAGCGAUAAUGUAGUGUUGACAAAUCAACAAAGGGCCCAGAACACAGACACUAAAUUUAUGUUAAUCCCAGAGAUCAGACUGCGGACUUACUCUCUCUCUUGGGAGCACACACACACACACAUACAUGAGCCAGCUCUCCUGCAGGCACUCACCGGUUACACCACCGGGACAAAGGAACAAGCCAGUCUUCUUUGCACGUACAUUUUUCAAUCUCUACAAAAGCCCUGAAAUCGAACCAUAUUGUUGCACUUUGUCUGUGUAUUAGAUAUUUUUUUUAGAUUGAGUGAUGUGUAUUUAAAUUAAA